Messenger RNA from Phascolarctos cinereus (koala), 3402 nucleotides. NCBI's taxonomy places the organism in Eukaryota, Metazoa, Chordata, Mammalia, Diprotodontia, Phascolarctidae. The record is from RefSeq and is a predicted model, not a curated record.
UCAAUUCUGCUUUGCUCAUAGAGCGCAGAACCUUCUCUGAUGUGGACACGCCAUGCUGAGCGGUCUUGUACCAGGAUAUGAACUAAGAGACAAUGGCGAAGAAUGUGGCCAUCAUAGGAGCUGGGGUGAGUGGCCUGAUCUCUCUAAAGUGCUGUCUGGAUGAAGGACUUCAGCCCACUUGCUUCGAAAGGACUGAAGACAUAGGAGGCCUAUGGAGGUUCAAAGAAGAAGUGGAAGAAGGCCGUGCCAGUAUCUAUAAAUCUGUUAUCACCAAUACCUGCAAAGAAAUGUCCUGUUUCAGCGACUUCCCAAUGCCUGAUGAUUUCCCAAACUUCCUACGCAACUCUAAGCUCUUGGAGUAUUUCCGGAUUUUUGCCCAAAAGUUUCAUCUCCUGAAAUAUAUUCAGUUUCAGACUACUGUGAGCAAUGUUAAAAAACACCAUGACUUUUCUUCUACCAGCAAAUGGGAUGUUAUUAUUGAGAGAAACGGGAAGGAGGAAUUGGCUACCUUUGAUGCAGUGAUGGUUUAGGGUCAUCACGUAGUUUCCAACAUGCCGCUAGACUCAUUUCCAGGUAUUGAGAGGUUUAAAGGCCAGUAUUUCCACAGCCGCCAAUACAAGAAUCCAGAAGGAUUUGAGGGAAAGAGAAUUCUGGUGAUUGGGUCUGGAAAUUCAGCUUCAGAUAUUGCAGCUGAGCUGUGUAAGAAGGCUAAUCAGGUAUUUAUGAGCACGAGGCACGGCUCCUGGGUCAUGAGCCGCAUUUCUGACCAUGGCUAUCCCUGGGACAUGGUGUUCCACACCAGAUUCAGCACCAUGAUCAGAAAUACCCUCCCACCAAAGACUGUGAAAUGGAUGAUGGAGACACAGAUGAAUCGGUGGUUUGACCAUGAAAACUAUGGCCUGGUACCUGAAAACAAGUACCUGAUGAAAGAGCCGGUGUUUAACGAUGAUCUCCCCAGUCGGAUCCUCUAUGGGGCCAUCACAGUAAAAACCACUGUAAAGGAGCUCACGGAAACCUCUGCCAUCUUUGAGGAUGGAAGUAUAGAGGACAUUGACGUGAUUGUUUUUGCCACAGGAUAUCAGAUUUCUUUUCCCUUUCUUGAUGAGUCCAUUGUCAAAGUGGAGCACAACCGGGUGAGAUUGUACAAGUACAUUUUCCCUCCUGACCUGGAGAAAUCAACUCUGGCAUUCAUUGGCCUUAUCCAGCCUCUGGGAUCCAUCUUCCCAACCUCUGAACUCCAAGCUCGCUGGGUGACAAGAAUUUUCAAAGGGCUGUGUACACUACCCUCAGAGAGCACUAUGAAAGCAAGCAUUGAGACGAGGAAUGAAAAAAGAAUUGAACUGUUUGGAAAGAGCCUGAGCCAGACUUUGCAAACCAAUUACAUUGACUACUUGGAUGAACUUGCCACAGAGAUAGGAGCCAAACCUGACAUUCUCUCACUCUUUAUAAAAGACCCUAAACUGGCCCUGAAGAUUUACUUUGGGCCCUGCAAUCCAUAUCAGUAUCGCCUUGAUGGCCCUGGGAAGUGGAAGGAAGCCAGAAAUGCCAUCUUCACCCAGGAACAAAGGCUUCUAAAGCCUUUGAAGACUCGAGUUGUGAAGGAUUCGUCCAUGGCUUCUAUUGCUUCUUUGUGGAAAGUCCUGGGCCUUACUGCUAUUGUGUUGGCCUUUUUUUUCACUAUGUAUUAGGUAUGGGGUCCUAGCUAUGAAAGUUGAGGGAGAGGGUUUCCUGGAUUUUAGUAGGAAAAGUACAAGUUCCUUGAGGGUAGUACUGUUUGGGUUUUUUAUCUUUGUCACCCAAUUGCCUAAUAUCAAGUCAAAUCAAGUCAACAAGAAUUUAUUAAAAACGUACUAUGUGCCAGCCAAUUUUCUAAGGACUGGAGAAAUAAAGAAAGGAAAAAGUCAGUCCUUGUUCUCAAAGAGCUUGUAGUGUAAUAAAUGUUUGUUGUCUAAUUGAAUUGAAGACAAAUAAAUAUGGAGAUAUAUAUAUAUAUAUAUAUGCGCAUAUAUAUGCAUACAUAUAUAUAUAUAUAUAUAUACAUACAUACAUAUAUGGAAAAAAAUGCUUGAAAACUCCCUGGCUAUAUGCUCAACUUUAUCAUAAUAGAGAUAAGUAAAGGAUGAUGUGGAAAAUUAGUGAGUUAUUAUUAGAAAGCAGCUUUAUGGAUAAUAUAUUAAAAACUAAUUACAGCAUUAAAAUAUUUUACCAUCCCAUCCUUCCCACAGUGGGUGACAAAAGUUUAAAUGUCAUUCUUUUUUUUUUUUUAGCAUACAGCAUAAUAAAUAUCAUUGCCAGCCAUGAGCAUGUGGUAGUUAUGGGGUAAAGUCAUAGAUCACGCAUAUCCCUUGAUUCUAAGCUGUAAGAUAAUUAAAACAGCAGCAGAUUAUUUAAAACCAUUUCUCUUGAGUCACAUCCUUGACAGCCUCCCCAUCUGGUGUCCAUCUGGUAAAUUCCUCUCUGCUCUGAACUCAGACUCAAGUUCUUGGCAAAGCCCCCAAAAUGCUGAAGGGAAGUGUUUGAGCAGAGAUUAUACGCAUGGACAGAGAUCGAUUGGAAGUACCCAUGCCAUCUUUUCACCCAAUCCUUAAAUUUUAACAAAUCAUCACAUUCUUUCAGUUGUGGUCACAGGAAAACCUGCUUUUUUUUAUAGGUCAUUUAGCAGCAGACAUAAAUAGGAAUAGUAUAAUCAAAAGAGGAUUGAAUUGGGGAUUGGGGGACUGGGCUCAAAAGCCCGUUCUGCUAUGUCUUACCUGGGGCAAGCCACCAUUAAUCUUCAUGGGACUCUGCUUCCUCAAAUAUAUAAGGAGGGGCCAGAUUGAAUUCUCUCUCAAGUCCCUUACAGCUCUAAAUCUACUAUCCUAUGCACUCUAGACUUCUAUCAUGCCCAGCUCUUCAUCUUGAAGCCAUGCUCCAAUUCUGGAAUUCCCACAUUGGAAGUGCUGUCCGUCCCUAUAGCCUCUUCCUCUCAUUGGAUGGCUCCUACCAGAACCUCCAUUUAAGGAAGGUGCCCAGGCCAGCCAUGUCUCAUUCCUCUCCAGGCUGCAUUCUAGACUUUCUUUUACAGCCCCCUUGGGUACCUUUGUAUCUCUUCCUUUUAACCUUCUCUUUAUGUUUCGCCUUCCUCUAUUAGAAUGUAAGCUCUUUGAAGGCAGAGACAAUUUUUCUUUCUAUUUGUGUCUGUAUUCCUAGCACUUAUCACAGUGUCUGCUGGUACCCAGUAAGUGCUUAAUUGAUUUUUUGGUUUUUUAUUGACAAUUACCACUAAUAAACCUCACUAUUAUUAAUGGAACACUUUAUUAAUAAAUAAUUUGAUCAACAGAGCACUUAAUUAUAUUUGUUAUCAUGCCUCCAAUGCUUUUUGUAGGCAUCACAUAUUAAUAAACUCUUCUUGCAAAUAUUAAA